UCCCUUUUCACAACGUGUUUCUAGAGCACUUAGACCAGACGCGUCAACAUGAAGGCAACUCUAGCUUUGUUGUUCCUUGCAGCACUUGCCGUCUUUGUUCAAGCAGAAUGGGCGUCGGAAUUUCAUCCCCAUGCCAUGUUGGAGUACGCCAGAGGAGAAGAACAUGAAAUGAAGAGGCAGCUUUUCCAUUUGGUGAAGAUGGACAAUGGUUUUGAGACAAGCUUCAAGCGAGAGUUUAAGCCAAGCUUUGAGCCAAGCUUUGAGCCAAGCUUUAAGCCAAGCUUUAGCCCAGGCGUGAUAAAGUGUGCAAUUCAGUUCACGAGAUGUAAGAAAAGAGCAGCUAAUUCCUGUGAUGUGCUGGGAUGUAUCAAGAAAUUUGGAAUUUGUUUGGCAGGUCAAAACGUCCAACUACCAAAGCCAGUGGAAGAGUCAGUGAAAGAAUGUCUUCCGCUGAUCCCGUAUUGUAUAAAGCUCAGCGGCGAAUCUUGCGAUGAAAAGCUUUGCUGUUUUGUGCGGUUUAAAGAAUGCAUGUACAACUACCAUACUGGAAAAGCUUAAGGGAAAAGGCUGGAGUAAGGAUGAAAGACCCCUUGUCACGGAAACCGGAAAAAUGUAACAGAGCCUGCAAAUUAAUAGUAGUUUUAUAUCGAUAUCAUGUUGCCAUAAAGUAGCAAGUGUAACAUUAAAAAAGCCUGAUUGUCAUAAAAAUGA
Stylophora pistillata is the source of this 711-nucleotide messenger RNA. RefSeq lists its product as uncharacterized. NCBI's taxonomy places the organism in Eukaryota, Metazoa, Cnidaria, Anthozoa, Scleractinia, Pocilloporidae. The record is from RefSeq and is a predicted model, not a curated record.